UUUUAUUUGAAAUGUCUUGAUGACGUGAAAAUGUUUUCGUGAUGUUGCUGAAUUACGGUAGCCGCAUAGUUGUCCUGCAGGAGCGGCUAACCUUGGUCCCUUUCCUCCCGUGGAUCAGUGCCGGCCCCCGAGCGUGGAGGAGGACGGGCACCAGUGCUUGUGAGAGAGCUCGGCAGCACGAGGUGGGAGAGCGGAUCCACGGGUUCACCGUAAGCCAGGUAACGGCCAUCCCUGAACUAUCCCUGACCGCAGUGAAGCUCAGCCAUGACAGCACAGGAGCAGAAUACUUGCACUUGGCCAGAGAAGACACCAACAACUUGUUCAGCGUGCAGUUCCGCACCACGCCCAUGGACAGCACCGGCGUCCCGCACGUGCUGGAGCACACCGUCUUGUGCGGCUCUCGCAAAUACCCGUGCAGAGAUCCCUUCUUCAAGAUGCUCAAUCGCUCGCUGUCCACGUUCAUGAACGCUUUCACAGCUAGCGACUAUACUCUGUACCCAUUUUCCACACAAAAUCCCAAGGACUUCCAGAAUCUCCUAUCUGUGUAUUUGGAUGCAGCCUUUUUCCCAUGCUUGCGGGAACUAGAUUUCUGGCAGGAAGGAUGGCGACUAGAACAUGAGAAUCCGAAGGACCCCCAGACACCCUUGACCUUUAAAGGAGUCGUCUUUAAUGAAAUGAAGGGAGCAUUUACAGACAAUGAGAAGAUAUUCUCGCAGCACCUUCAGAACCGACUCCUGCCUGACCACACGUACUCGGUGAUCUCCGGGGGCCAUCCGUUGUGCAUCCCAGACCUCACGUGGGAGCAGCUUAAACAGUUCCAUGCUACCCAUUACCACCCCAGUAAUGCUAGGUUCUUCACUUAUGGCAAUUUUCCAUUAGGACAGCAUCUGAAACAAAUUCACGAAGAAGCCCUGAGUAAAUUUGAGAAAAUUGAGCCAAACACUGCAGUGCCGGCUCAGAAGCCUUGGGAUAAGCCAAGAGAAUUCCAUAUAACAUGUGGCCCGGACUCACUGGCUGCAGGUUCCUCUAAACAAACAACCGUCGGGGUCAGCUUCCUCUUACCAGACAUCACUGAUACGUUUGAAGCCUUCACGUUAAACCUUCUGUCUUCACUCUUGAUCAGUGGGCCCAACUCCCCCUUCUACAAAGCCUUAAUUGAAUCUGGACUUGGCACAGAUUUUUCUCCUGAUGUUGGAUACAACGGCUACACACGGGAGGCCUACUUCAGCGUGGGCCUGCAGGGGAUCGCGGAGCAGGACACCCAUGCCGUUCGGGACAUCAUUGACAGGACAAUCGAGGAAGUCAUCGAGAAGGGAUUUGAAGAGGACCGAAUUGAGGCUCUCCUUCAUAAAAUUGAAAUACAAAUGAAGCAUCAGUCUGUCAGCUUUGGACUCACCCUGACAUCCUACAUCGCCUCCUGCUGGAAUCAUGAUGGGGACCCUGUGGAGCUCCUGAAGCUGGGGAGUCAGGUGGCUCGAUUCAGACAGUGCCUCAAGGAAAAUCCACAGUUUUUGCAAGAAAAAGUAAAACAGUAUUUUAAAAAUAAUCCGCACAAGCUGACUUUGUCAAUGACACCCGAUGACAAGUAUCCCGAGAAGCAAGCAUGGAUGGAGACAGAAAAACUAAAGCAAAAAGUCGACUCUCUUUCCCCGAAAGACAAGCAGCAGAUCUAUGAAAAAGGCUUAGAGUUACAGACUCAGCAGAGCCGACCUCAGGACGCCUCCUGUCUGCCGGCCCUGAAGGUGUCGGACAUCGAGCCCAGCGUGCCGCUCACGGAGUUGGAGGUGGCCCUAGCAGCCGGCAAGACCCCCGUGCAGUACUGUGCUCAGCCCACCAACGGCGUGGUGUACUUCAGAGCGUUCGCCAGCCUCCACACCCUCCCCGAGGAGCUCAGGCCCUACGUCCCACUCUUCUGCAGCGUCCUCACCAAGCUGGGCUGUGGCCUUCUGGACUACAGGAGGCAGGCACAGCAGAUAGAGCUGAAGACGGGCGGGAUGGCCGCCUCACCCCACGUGCUGCCCGACGCCGCGCAUCUGGACACUUACGAGCAGGGUGUGCUUUUUUCAUCUUUCUGCCUCGAUAGGAACCUACCAGACAUGAUGCAUCUGUGGAGUGAAAUAUUCAACAGCCCGUGCUUUGAAGAAGAAGAACACUUCAGAGUGUUGGUUAAGAUGUCCGCUCAAGAGCUGUCCAACGGGAUCCCAGACUCUGGGCAUCUCUACGCGUCCGUCAGGGCGACCAGGACCCUGACGCCCACAGGAGACCUGCAGGAGACCUUCAGUGGGAUGGAUCAGGUGAGGCUGAUGAAGAGGAUCGCCGAAAUGACAGACAUCAGACCGGUGCUGAGAAAGCUCCCGCGCAUCCAGGAACACGUACUACACUGUGACAACAUGAGGUGCUCCAUGAAUGCUACGCCUCAGCAGAUGUCUCUGGCAGAAAAAGCAGUAGAAAAGUUCGUUAGAAAUGUCGGUCAGAGUAAAACGGAACGGAAGCCGGUGCGCCUGAACGUGGUUGAGAAACCUGCACCCAGUGGAUCCAAUGGAAGCACCCAUGUUAGCGGCCCCCAAGUCAUAAGGAAGCUGAUAACGGACCCCACCUUCAAACCGUGCCAGAUGAAGACACACUUCCUGCUUCCGUUCCCAGUGAACUACAUGGGCGAAUGCAUCAGGACUGCCCCCUACGCAGACCCAGACCACGCCAGUCUUAAGAUCCUCGCACGCUUGAUGACUGCCAAAUUCUUGCAUACAGAAAUUCGAGAAAAGGGUGGUGCUUACAGUGGAGGCGCCAGACUCAGCCGUGACGGGGUGUUUACACUUUACUCAUACCGGGAUCCACGUUCCACAGAGACGCUGCAGUCUUUCUCGAAGGCUGUGGACUGGGCUAAGGCUGGGAGGUUCACACAGCAGGACAUUGACGAAGCAAAGCUUUCUGUUUUCUCCGUCGUGGACGCCCCCGUGGCUCCUUCAGACAGAGGGCUGGACCACUUCCUGUGUGGCCUCUCGGAUGAGAUGAAGCAGGUGCACCGGGAGCAGCUAUUCGCCGUCAGCCACGAGGAUCUCAUCGACGUGAGCAACAAGUACCUUGGCACUGGGAAGAGCGCACACGGGUUGGCUCUGCUUGGACCAGAGAAUGCAAAAAUCGCCAAGGACCCGUCAUGGAUAAUAAAAUAGCGAGUAAUUCUGAUGUGCUCAGGAGUUCAACCGAACCUACGGGCAUGUGGGGCUCCUCAACAUGAAGCCUGAGCUAAUUUAGUUUGAAGGAGAGAAGUUACUGUUUCCCCCGACAUUUUGCUCAUACCUCAUUCUUGUGUGGCUAGUCAGACCAAGCUCUUCUGUCUUAGAAUAAAUUGAAAUAAUCAUGUGUUAAAUGCUAGAGUUGCACAGAUGAUAAUUUUAAAAUAUUGAUGAUAUAAACGCUUAUUUUACCUUACUGAUUCUGGAGCAUUUAUUUUAAAAACUUAAAAAUAAAAGACGCUCUGC
Messenger RNA from Neomonachus schauinslandi (Hawaiian monk seal), 3479 nucleotides. RefSeq names its product pitrilysin metallopeptidase 1 (gene PITRM1). The transcript is spliced from 26 exons. Gene Ontology annotation, cellular component: mitochondrial matrix. The record is from RefSeq and is a predicted model, not a curated record. Gene Ontology annotation, molecular function: metal ion binding. NCBI's taxonomy places the organism in Eukaryota, Metazoa, Chordata, Mammalia, Carnivora, Phocidae. The coding region runs from base 42 to 3170 and encodes 1042 amino acids. Gene Ontology annotation, biological process: protein processing.